GUGAUGAUGAGGUACAGAGAUUCCUGGAAUAACACACCAUCUAGCUGGGAAGACUCCGAUGAUCCCUGCGGUGUGCCAUGGGAAGGAGUCAGCUGCACUGGUGCAAGGGUGACUGAAUUGAGUUUAUCAGCCAUGGGGCUCAUAGGGGAACUUGCCACUGGCUACAUUGGGCAACUCAGUGAACUGACGUCUUUGGACGUUUCAUUCAACCCUGGCCUCACAGGUCAAAUUUCUAUACAAAUAUCAUUUCUCCAAAAGUUAAAGACCCUGAACCUAGCUGGAUGCAGCUUCAGUGGUUUUAUUCCAGAUUCGUUUGGAGAUCUUGAACAGCUGACAUUCUUGGCUAUGAAUUCAAACAACUUAUCUGAUAUAAUACCUUCUGAAUUGGGUCAACUCUCCAACCUCUACUUUCUUGAUCUAUCGGACAAUCAUCUGACUGGGCCUCUCCCAAUCUCAAGCAAUAUUACUUAUGGUGGACUAGACCUCUUGUUAAAGGCUCAACACUUCCAUUUGAGCAACAACCAGCUCUCAGGUUCCAUUCCACCUGAGCUUUUCAGCUCUGAGAUGAGUCUGAUUCAUCUGUUCCUAGACGGUAAUAAUUUUACCGGGGUUAUUCCAGAAACAUUAGGACUUGUUCAGACUCUUGAGAUGGUUCAGCUUGAUAAAAACUUUCUGACUGGAACUGUCCCCUCAAACCUUAACAACCUUACAAAUGUCAAUGAACUGAAUUUGGCCAACAACAACUUGACAGGCCCUUUGCCUGACUUGACCGGAAUGAAUUCCCUCAAUUAUGUGGUUAUGGAAUUCGGAUCACUUCAAGGACUUGUGCCUGAGAAGCUAUUCAGCCUUCCCGAAUUACAGCAAGUGAAACUGAAAAACAAUACGUUUAAUGAUACAUUGAACAUGGGUGAUAACAUCAGUCUACAACUGGAGCUUGUGGAUCUCCAGAACAAUCAAAUUUCCCUGCUUGUUCUAGGAUACGAAUACAAAAAGGCAUUACUACUUAAAGGAAACCCAAUAUGCUCCGGUGGUGGUCAAAAUACUACUUUCUGUCUUCCGGCGACGGUGUUCUUCGAGCUUCCAGCGCACGCCGUCCACAUGGACUUCUACAGUGAACUCACCACCGCCACGCGCCUCAGCAAUGACACGUUGAUCCUCGUCAACGCCGUUGAGGGCGUCCACAUCCAGACGCACGCCGUCCUCCGCCAGGCUUGGAUCGAGAAGCUCACGCCGUGCCUGGUGAUCAACAAGAUCGAUCGGCUCAUCUCCGAGCUUGAGAUGAGCCUUAGGGAGGCCUACAUUAGGUUGUUGCGGAUUUGA
This is a messenger RNA of Fragaria vesca subsp. vesca, 1320 nucleotides long. RefSeq names its product probable leucine-rich repeat receptor-like protein kinase At5g49770-like. The coding region runs from base 4 to 1320 and encodes 438 amino acids. Lineage: Eukaryota; Viridiplantae; Streptophyta; Magnoliopsida; Rosales; Rosaceae. The transcript has 13 exons. The record is from RefSeq and is a predicted model, not a curated record. Gene Ontology annotation, molecular function: protein binding.